This is a messenger RNA of Anguilla rostrata (American eel), 1388 nucleotides long. It is a transcript of the gene rab4a, whose product is annotated as RAB4a, member RAS oncogene family. Gene Ontology annotation, biological process: vesicle-mediated transport; regulation of endocytosis; Rab protein signal transduction. The transcript has 8 exons. Lineage: Eukaryota; Metazoa; Chordata; Actinopteri; Anguilliformes; Anguillidae. The record is from RefSeq and is a predicted model, not a curated record. Gene Ontology annotation, cellular component: recycling endosome; insulin-responsive compartment; plasma membrane. Gene Ontology annotation, molecular function: GTPase activity; GTP binding. Bases 120 to 761 code for a protein of 213 amino acids.
CGAGGUCCUGCAAGGGUUUCAGGAUUCAUGGAUCUCUCAGGGAUUUUUUCCUUCAUUUAUACUGCUGUCUUCCGUGUCUAAAUAAAAAACAACAGGGCUUUCUCCAGCAAUCGCCGGCCAUGUCGGAGACAUACGAUUUCUUGUUCAAAUUUCUCGUGAUUGGGAAUGCAGGGACGGGGAAGUCAUGUCUUCUUCACCAGUUUAUAGAAAAGAAAUUCAAAGACGACUCCAAUCAUACCAUAGGCGUGGAGUUUGGAUCAAAAAUAAUCAACGUGGUAAAUAAAUUUGUCAAGCUCCAAAUAUGGGACACUGCAGGCCAAGAAAGAUUCAGGUCAGUGACACGAAGCUACUACAGAGGAGCAGCAGGGGCUCUCCUUGUGUAUGACAUCACCAGUCGGGAAACCUACAACGCUCUGACCAACUGGUUGACGGAUGCUAGGAUGCUGGCCAGCCAAAACAUCGUCAUUAUCUUGUGCGGCAAUAAGAAGGACCUGGAUGGGGACAGAGAGGUGACCUUCCUGGAAGCAUCUCGUUUCGCGCAAGAGAAUGAGUUGAUGUUCCUGGAGACCAGUGCUCUGACGGGGGAGAAUGUGGAAGAGGCCUUUGUGCAGUGUGCCAGGAAAAUCCUAAACAAAAUUGAGUCAGGAGAGCUGGACCCAGAGCGCAUGGGCUCAGGGAUCCAGUAUGGAGACGCGGCUCUGCGCCAGCUCCGCUCCCCCCGUCGGGCCCAGGCCCAGAGCGCCCAGGAAUGCGGCUGUUAGUGAACGGGCGUCAACACUUCAAGAACCAAGGUGUGCUGAGACGAGGAGGACAGACGCAGGGAAUGUGAGGAUGAGCCCAGCGAGCCGGAGCGACUCUUCCCUGACCUUCCUUUCCCUUCCAAAUGGAGGCACUGUCAGAGGGCCCCAGAGAGUACCCAGACCCCUGGCUCGUUCUUGGACAUCCAGCUUGUUCCAGGGCUUUUUAAAGUGGAGGACACCCCUUCCUUUUCCUUCCCAAACCCUAAACCAGAGUGAUCCUACAUCACUCACCACGUUACUGAUAGCCCCCAUUACCCCUUACUUGCAUAGUUUCUGUAAAUAGAAUGGAUUUCACUGUAAAUCUCAUAAAGCAUGUUUUAUGGACUGAAAAACAAGAGUAUUACAUCAGUGGCUAAUGACUGCAAAUAUUCAUAAUUUUUUUGACAUAUCUUACUGUCCUGUCUUAGUCUUCCAUGGAUAUUUUAUCUGUAGCUUUUAUCACUCAUGCUGCUUGCAUUGACAUAUUUUUUGUGUUUGUUUUUAAGGUUACAUAAUUUGUUUUUAUUUUCUAGUAAAUGACUGUUACUCAUGAAUUGUUCAUUUGUACUUUGAAGAUUUUGUUUUGUAAAUAAAGUGCACUGAAAUGUG